This is a messenger RNA of Branchiostoma belcheri (Belcher's lancelet), 350 nucleotides long. RefSeq names its product alkaline serine exoprotease A-like. NCBI's taxonomy places the organism in Eukaryota, Metazoa, Chordata, Leptocardii, Amphioxiformes, Branchiostomatidae. The record is from RefSeq and is a predicted model, not a curated record. The transcript is spliced from 2 exons. The annotation marks the transcript as partial.
AUACAUCGUCGUCAUGAAGGAUACGUCAGGCAGUGACGCGGUCCAACACGUCAUGGGGAAGUACAGAUCCACGGUCUUCACGGCACAGAGCGAGGGGCGCAGGCGCGGCCACCCUGACGUCAUCGACAUGUUUCACAUGGAACCCGUAGACAUGAACAUGAACAUCCUCAAGGGAUUCGUCGCAGAAAUGACGCCUAGCGACGUGUCGAUCAUGAGAACCAUGCCGGACGUGGAGUACAUUGAAGAAGACCAGGUGUUUGAAAAGCAGUCAGCGGUCCCCUGGCAUCUAGACAGGAUUGAUCAACAGGACCUGCCACUGGACGGACGGUUCAACCGCCAGCCCAAGUUUG